AUGGCUGAAACCUUCGCAUAUGCAGGAGCAUUUUAUAUGCUCAGUAAACUCUACUUCAGUUCUUUGCUCGCCACAUUGAACCGCAGAGAAAAGAUCAGGACGCAGAUGAAUGGAACCAAUGGCAUGGCGACUCUCUCCAUUUCCGGGAUUGUUUGGCGCGGCCAGUCAAGCUGUACACAAUCCAAGGAUGAUCAUCCCGGUCUAGAUAUCUUUCAAAACUCCGGAUCUGUGAGGCUUGGGGUGAAGCCUGAGGUCACUAUUGACGAGGACUCGGGUCAGAUACAUUUUCCAGGGACGACUGACGAUGUUCUUUACCCAGUACGCGCAUACAAUUACCAUGCUACUCAUAUACGGGCCACAAACACUCCCUCUGAGCUGUGGCGAGACGCGCCAACUCGCGCGCCGCCACGUGUUUCUGUGGAAAUUGAACAAGCGCCCGUCCUCGGUUUGUUCCCGCCAACGUCACUUGCUCUCGAACGCUACCUGAUUGUCUCCAGUACGGGCUGCUUGCUCACUGUACUCCGAAGUAUGGAAACAGCAGCAGAACAUGGUCCUGGCAUGAAUGGCCAGGGCGUCAUAGACGAAGGCCUAGCAGAUACUCCAGUUACCUCGACACCUCCUCCCAACGAAAACAGCGAGCCCAAUAACCCCAUACACCACGACGCAUCUUUAGCUUCAGCACCAUCACGCCCAGCGACGCCGAGUACCGCGCCACAGUCCGCCACUACUCCCAUACCACCACCACCGUCCAACCAGGACGCCCAACCAAGCGGUGGCGAACGCGUGCUCAACGUAUCCGAUGCGCUCAGCUACCUUGAUGCGGUCAAGAUCCAGUUCCAUGAUAAACCGGAGGUGUAUAAUAUAUUCUUGGAUAUCAUGAAGGAGUUCAAGAGUCAACACAUCGACACACCAGGUGUCAUCGCCCGUGUCUCUGAGCUUUUUCACGGCCACCCUGCCCUCAUCCAGGGUUUCAACACCUUCCUUCCGGCAGGCUACCGCAUCAAUGUUGGCCUCGAAGACUUUAUCACCGUAACCAUGCCCGACGGUCAGAUCAUGCACCAGGCGCCCACAAACGGCCAUCACCCUUCUACUGCACCCUCCGCCCACCCUCCUCUAUCCUCCGAAGAAAUGCCUCCCCCGUCUUUACCUCUCACUUCGGCGGACAUCGAGAUGGGCUCACCGUCAUUACCGCCUGCCCCGGCGCCGUAUAUAGGCUCUGGCUCUGGCUCCGGGACAGGAUCGGCCCGCGUCGCAAUUGGAAUGGGCGUGGGCGUCGGUAUGGAGCAUGGGAUGCCACACUCUGAGGUGGAGAAACAGGGAUUGGGCCCCGCGAUGGAUUAUGUGCAGAGGAUUAAGACGCGGUUCAGUCAUGAUCCAGAUACUUAUAAGCAGUUCUUGGAGAUCUUGUCGAAUCAUAAAUCGAAUUCGAACGAUUUCCAGUUCCGCGACCAGACGGAAGUGUACAGAGAGAUCGAACGCUUAUUCAAAGAUGCUCCCGACCUCGCCGCCGCCUUUCGCGAGUUUAUGCCUCUGACGACCGGAGGUGCACCCGGGGGGUCCGGCAUACAAGAUGGAGAUGGAGGCGAAGACGGUGGAUUGCAGGGAAUGCUGGUCGAGAGGGAGCGGGAGAGACAUUCGCGGACGAGGAAUGGGACUCCGGCCGAGCGUGGUCCUGGUUCGCAUGGUCCUGGUGGGAGGGCGGGAAGUAAGAGGAAGCAGCCGGAGAGUGUGGCUGGGACAAGUGUGCCAGCAAAGAGGAGAAGGAAGACUGCGGCGGAUAAGGAGAAAGAAAGGGAGAAGGAGAGGGAGAAGGAGCUUGCUAAGGCGAAGGUGAAGAAGUCGAAAGAAAAAGCGAGCGUGGCCGCCGACACGGCUUCGUUCUCCCAAUACGCACCUUCACCUCGACAAGCAUCUCGCGGCCACCCCCCCAGCCACGUCCACAACCACCUCCAUCCCCAAUCCCAAAUUCAGUCCCAAUUUCUGCCCCCCUCCACGCCACCCCACUCUCACACAAUGUAUGCCCCCGACAUGCCCCUCUCUGCCCUUUCCGGCUCACCGGCAAUAUACCUCUCUGCGCCCGACGAAUCACAAUUCUUCGACAGCGUCAAACGCGCGCUGAACUCUCGCGAGACGUACAACGAGUUCUUGAAGACCAUCAAUUUGUUCACGCAGGGAUUUAUCGACAGGGCGAGGUUGGCGAAAAGUGUUAGGAGUUUUAUUGGGGAGAGUGGGGAGCUGUGGGGACAGUUUAGGGAGAUUGUGGGGUGGGAUGAGGGGGCGGAGAGAAGGGAGAUGGAGAGGGAGGUAGGGGCGAUGGAGGCGGCGAUGGGGGGAGGAGGGAUAGGGGGUGGUGGAAGAAUGUUUAUGGUGGGAUUGGAUAGGCCGAGUAAGGAGGAGUUGAACGUGAGAUAUGGGAGCUAUAGGCGGUUGCCUGCGGAUGAGAUCAACCAGCAAUGCUCCGGCAGGGACGAGAUGUGCAGGCAAGUCCUUAACGACGAGUGGGUCUCCCAUCCGACUUUCGCGAGCGAAGACUCGGGUUUCUUCACUCAGAAGAAGAACAUCUACGAAGAGGCUCUCCAUCGCUCCGAAGAAGAACGCCACGAAUACGACUUCCACCUCGAUGCCAUCGCACGUACGAUCGGCGUCCUUGACCCCCUCGACCGCAAGAGCGCUCAAAUGUCCCCCGAAGAGCGCGCCGCCUGGAAGCUCAAACCCAACUUUGGGGGAUCGGGAAAAGCCAUCCAUCAGCGGAUCAUCAAGAAGAUCUACGGGCGCGAGGCAGGCCUCGAAGUCAUCGAUGCGAUCCAGCACUCCCCAGGCUCCGCUAUCCCUGUCGUUGUCCCUCGAUUGAAACAAAAGGAAGAAGAAUGGAAACGCGCACAGAGGGAAUGGAAUAAAGUCUGGCGAGAGGUCGACGCGCAUAAUUAUUACAAAGCGCUCGACCACCAGUCGAUCACGUUCAAAGCCGCAGACAAGAAGGCGCUCACGUCCAAGGCUUUCGUCAGCCAGAUCGAGGCGGUGAUGGAGGAACAGAUGGCGAAACGGGCGAUGCUCGUCGAUCCGUUAUUCGCGAGGGCGAGGCCGAGACAUCAAUUGGAGUUUGAGCUGGCAGAUGAGGGGGUGUUGAUGGACUGCUUGAAGUUGACGAGCUCGUUCGUGGCGAGAAUGGGGUCGGGCGGGAGCGGGGGGAGCGGGAGUGGCAGCUCGGCAGGGCAGAUGAGAAUGGACGCGGAGAGGAAGAAGUCAGUGGAACUCAGGUUGUUGAACGUUGUGAAGACGUUCUUCAUGUUGUCAGAUGACUGGGUCAAAUCUGGGUCUGGGACGAGUGGGCAGUCAGUGUUCCAGAGGGGGGCUGAGCAUAAGGAGAUUGUACAUGACAAGACUACGGAGGGAGAGGCAGGUGAUGCAUCGGAUGCGAGUGGCAGUAAUCCUGCGUCGAGUGGGUCGAGAGUACUUUCCGGAAAGCCAGCGGAUUUGAGGAAGAAUCUAUUGAAGAACGAGCAGGCGAAGAGGUCGAGAGGGCAGGCUGGGCAAGGCCAGUCGCCUUCGAUGUCAAGAUUACCUUCUCCGACGUUACUUGGUACUUCGGUCGAGAGAGAACUGCCGCAAUUGCUGAGACCACUGGGAGAGGACGAUUCCAGUCAGGCCAUGCAGCUUGCGGAUCUGCCAACUUUGCCUUCAGGUGGGGAAGAGAGAAGGCCCAACAGACGUCGGUCAUUCUUCACGAAUACCUGGUUCUAUACUUUGUUACGGCUGAUCGAGGUCCUGUACUCUCGCCUUGAUACAUUCAAAACUCUCUCCGCCGAACUGUGCGACUUCCAAACGUCCAAAGAGGCCGCUAACACCCUCGGCCUCGCCAUGCCUCCGCCUGGUUCUGAUCAGGUCACGCCUACACAGUAUUACGUGCUUUUCCUCGAGACGUGCGAGAAACUGUUCGACAAUCAGCUCGAUGUACCCGCUUUCGAGGAUCAGAUGCGGGGGACGUUCGGUUUGCAGUCGUACAAGGCUUUCACGCUGGAUAAGGUUAUUGCGGCACUCAUCAAGCAGGUCCAAGGCUGGGAGCAGGAUUCAAAACUUGACAAGAUAUCGAAACUCCUUUUAGAUGAACGUCAGAUCGAGAACCCGACGGCCGAGGAUCGCAAGAUCUUCCGAAGGAAGGCUGAGGAGAUCAUAGGUCCUGAGGAAAAUUUGUUCAGUGUAGACUGGCAUCCCGAGUCGAAGAUGAUGACUUUCCAGCUGCUUAGCAAAGAUGGGUCUAGUUUAGACGACGCUGAAGUCUUGACGGGUCGAUGGCAGUCAUACGUCGCUUCUUUUGUCUCGGAAACGGCCACGAAGGACUUGCCCGUCUCGAAACUCCGUCGUCCUUUCCUCCGCCGGAAUCUUCCUGUAAAGCCGAAAACCCCAGACCUCGUCGCUCGAGGUGCCCUUGAGAUCAAAGUCUGCGUCCGAACCUAUCGCCUCUUCUUCGUCUCGAAUACGGAGGACGUUCUGUGGCGGAGAUCGGAACCUGGAGAGUAUGAUAAGGGGAAGAAGCGAUUGGAGGCCAGGAAUGAGGUACGGAGGCAAUGGUUGAAGAAGAUGGACGAGGAAGGUAAUGGGGAACCCACGAGUGCGUCUGGGUGA
Molecule: messenger RNA, 4623 nt
Organism: Stereum hirsutum FP-91666 SS1
Lineage: Eukaryota; Fungi; Basidiomycota; Agaricomycetes; Russulales; Stereaceae
Exons: 14
Coding region: 1-4623 (1540 amino acids)
Biological process (GO): negative regulation of transcription by RNA polymerase II
Cellular component (GO): chromatin; Sin3-type complex
Molecular function (GO): transcription corepressor activity
Source: RefSeq, a predicted model, not a curated record